Molecule: messenger RNA, 2040 nt
Organism: Macrobrachium nipponense
Lineage: Eukaryota; Metazoa; Arthropoda; Malacostraca; Decapoda; Palaemonidae
Product: docking protein 2-like
Exons: 9
Coding region: 437-1897 (486 amino acids)
Biological process (GO): cell surface receptor protein tyrosine kinase signaling pathway
Cellular component (GO): cytoplasm
Source: RefSeq, a predicted model, not a curated record
GGCACUGUCUAGCAACCACAGUGCCUAACGCUCGUCUUUUCACCAGUUCUACUUCGCCUAGCGCUCGUCUUUUCACCAGUUCUACUUUGGUGCUGAAUCUCGGUCCAUCGAAAAAAGAAAGUUUAGUUCUUGGUUCCAUUCAACGUUGGUGUGCUUUUCUAGGAUCUUCAUACAACGCGAAAAGAUAGACGCAGCUCCGGGAAAAUUAAAGACCCUCUCAGAUUCUCAGAUAGCCAAUGUACAAGACAGUGUCCGUGAAUUAUGAGAUAGCGUCCAGCGAAGACGUCGUUGCUCACACAGUCAAGUCGUCCAGUAACACAAACGGCUCCCCACUCCACAAGAGUCGCCCUAGAACCUGAACAAGCAAUUCAUAGUGAGCUGAUCGUUAAGCUGGCACCUGAUUUCAGAGAGGACCUCGCCACCUCGACAGAACACAAUGGCCGAAGCGAAGGUACUGCCUGACCACUGGCUGGGGCACGUCAAAUCGGGUGAUAUCUACUUCAAGAACAAAAAUCACGUCAUAAAAAAACUCAAGAAGCACUACGCAGUUCUGUACAGCACCUCCAGCAACGGAGUCGCGCGCCUCGAGGUGUUCGACGGCAGGAAGAGCUUCGACAGUGGGUCGACCUAUUCCCUCCUGAUCCCCGGCUCCGAAGUCGUCUCCGUCAAGGAGAACCACAAGCCUACGAGUAACUCGUCGGAGGAGCAGUUCGGUUUCAUCAUCUCGACGAAGGAGACCCAACACCAGUUUUAUGCUUUGAACAAAGACGAUCGACUUGACUGGAUACAAAAGUUUGGAAACACCCUUUUCUCUCCGUCGAGUUCCCAGCCGCAGAGAACGACCGUUAUUUUCGAGAACGACGUCUACGAACCAGCAGACAAUUUCUUGAAGGAAUUCCUGGUGACCGCUGGAGCCAUAGUCCGCCAAAAGUUCGGCGUGGACGGAGAAGUCCGCCUCCACGUGGAGAGCGGAAUCAUCACUCUCAUCUCGUUAGAGGGGAACCGUAUCGGCAGGUGGGCAGUGGAGCACCUUCGGCGCUUCGGUUACACAGACACCGAUUUCCACCUGGAGGCGGGACGAAAGAGCGACCACGGCGAAGGGUGCUUCACCUUCCUAACCACCCAGGGAAAACAGAUUCAUGGUCUCGUGAAUAAGCAGAAGACUUUCGUCAAGGAAAAAGCCGGAAAACAACCUUCAUCACCUGGACUCAAGGUGGCCACCACCGCCGAAGAAUUUGAAAUUCCGCUGACCACGGGAGGCCAUGUUUAUGAAGAGGUUUCCAUCAAUAAUACUACGAACACGAGGUCGCCUCCUGCGAAGCCAGCCCGGGCCCACCAAGCAAGAGGAAGGCUUCCUACUGUUGGAAAACUGGUCGAAGAAGGGCCGACGCUGAACUCGCUACCAAAAGUGAAAUCACAGUCCACCAAAGCAACGGUGCAACGCCAGCCCGAUAGUCCGGGUCACUCAGCCACUCCCAGCCAGGCUGUAUAUUGCGAGACCGUCGAAUAUAAGGAUGCAUGGAAGACCUAUGGGAGGGAAACGGAACCGACUUACGAAAAUUUGAUUGCCAGUGGGGAUUACGACAAGCUGCAGUAUUUCAACCAAAUGUCUGAGAGGGCUGCCGAUGUAACACCCAGCAGAACAGCGUCUGGCAGCAAAACUCCAGAUCAGGACAAACGAGAACAGAAAAAUACUGUCGUCAACGACGUCACUCAAAGCGAACCGAUUUAUGCCGAGGUAUAUAAGCCGAAGAAGAAGGGCAACAAACGAGAGAAGCCAUCUGACAACGGCAUCGUCGUCAUCCCAGCUCCCGCGGAGAAGGACGAAGUCACCAGCAAACCCAUCGAACAGAUUUAUGCCACAGUUUGCAAGCAAAAUAAAAGCAAGAAACAGUAGGGAUGAUACAAGCAGUGAUGACGAGACCAUCGAACCGAAAAACAUUACAGUUGUUUGAAUUAGCUUACACAGCUACACUUUGCAACAGGCAAAGGGAGUAGCCAGGAUUGUGUGUGUGUGUGUGUGUGUUCGGUUAUGGUGUA